UGCUCUUGUGUUUGACAUUGUACGAUGUGGGAAUCUAGAGGCUACUCUAUCCAAUGUGUCACGCUAGAUGGCGCCAUAGAUGAGCAGAGUUGGAUUUAUUAGAAGUUGAGAACUAGAGACUUAUUCCCAUUUGCAGAAACAUCACCGGAAGUUGAAUCGACUCUCUUUCCCUUUCUGAAAACCUCUCCAUUCAAAUCUCAAUGAAGACUCACCUCUGCUUCCUCUUCUUCCUUCUCUCACUCACCACCACCACCUCUGCCACCUUCACAGUCAACCCCUCCAAAGUCAAGCAGAUCUCAUGGAACCCCAGAGCUUUCGUGUACCAAGGUCUACUCUCCGAGCUCGAAUGUGACCACUUGAUCUCCAUUGCGAAAUCGGAGCUGAAGAGAUCGGCCGUCGCCGAUAAUUUGUCCGGUCAGAGCAAGCUCAGCGAGGUUCGCACCAGCUCCGGCAUGUUCAUCCCCAAGGCCAAGGAUCAUAUUAUUGCCGGUAUAGAGGAGAAGCUGGCAACAUGGACCUUUCUCCCUAAAGAGAAUGGAGAAGACAUACAAGUACUGAGAUAUGAGCCUGGGCAGAAAUAUGAACCACACUAUGAUUACUUUGCUGACAAGGUCAACAUUGCACGAGGUGGACAUCGUGUAGCAACUGUACUCAUGUAUCUUACUGAUGUGGCCAAAGGUGGUGAAACAGUGUUUCCUCUAGCAGAGGAAGUUCAUCACCGUAAGGCUGCAGAACCAGAUGCAAGUCUCUCCGACUGUGCAAAGAAAGGAAUUGCAGUGAAACCACGAAGAGGAGAUGCCCUUCUAUUCUUCAGUCUCCACCCAAACGCUAUUCCAGACACAAAUAGUCUCCAUGCAGGGUGCCCAGUGAUUGAGGGAGAGAAAUGGUCAGCGACUAAAUGGAUUCAUGUUGACUCAUUUGACAAGAUCUUGGAUACUGGUGGAAACUGCACAGAUCUAAAUGAGAGUUGUGAGAGAUGGGCUGCCCUUGGGGAAUGCACCAAGAACCGAGAGUAUAUGGUUGGGUCUGCUGACCUUCCUGGCUACUGUAGGAGGAGUUGUAAGGUGUGUUAACUUGACGUAAUGAUUUCCACGCUCAAACAUCAAUUGGAAACUUCCUGUUCCUGGUGUGGUUAUUUUUUUUUUUGGUGAACUGUAAUACAAGUAUUACAAACAGCCGAAUCAACCUUUGGUUUUGUCUAGUAAUUUUGUCGUCUAUGCUAAUUGUCUUUGUGCUAAAUUCUACCUGUUAAGGGAUAUAUGGGAAUAGAAAGUUACAAAGUGGUUUUGUGUAGAAUCAAAGAUGAAAUAAGAAAAUUUCAUUUUGUAAUCGUAUUGCAUCCAGUCAGUUGAGUAAUAUGGUGAGAUAUUACAUGUAA
This is a messenger RNA of Argentina anserina (silverweed cinquefoil), 1378 nucleotides long. Its product is annotated as probable prolyl 4-hydroxylase 4. Gene Ontology annotation, cellular component: endoplasmic reticulum. Lineage: Eukaryota; Viridiplantae; Streptophyta; Magnoliopsida; Rosales; Rosaceae. Gene Ontology annotation, biological process: peptidyl-proline hydroxylation to 4-hydroxy-L-proline. Bases 201 to 1073 code for a protein of 290 amino acids. The transcript is spliced from 7 exons. The record is from RefSeq and is a predicted model, not a curated record. Gene Ontology annotation, molecular function: L-ascorbic acid binding; procollagen-proline 4-dioxygenase activity; iron ion binding.